GCUGGACUCCUGAAUGUGAACAGCAUCAAAUGCGUUUCUGUUUGUAAUCUACUCCCCAGCAAGAACGACCUUCCCACUUCGUUAGCUGUUUCGUUUCGUAUCGUGCGACGUAAAACACGGGCUCAUUCAGUCCCAGUUAUUUCCUCGCUCCGCGAUUACCUCGUCAGGCUCCCUGUGUUUCGUGUCAACGUGAAGAAGUUAGUUUAUUUUGCCGGUAACACCCCUUGCCCCCACGUUAUCUCCGCGAAUUUCCUACUUUCUUUAUGUGAUUGUUCCGUUCACCAAAGCCGCAUCGAACUCUCGGUACUCUUAUCUCUCCCUCGAUCCAACCCGCCCGAACAAACCGGUUGGAUUUUUUGUGAUUUUGAAAUCGUGCUGUGAUCUUAGCGAAAUGAUUGUGUUUUGUUGUUGAUAUUUUGUUGAAUUUUGAUACUAACCUAAGUGAUCGGAGCUCGGGUGCUGAUAAGGAUCUAGUUUGAAAGCGCACUGCUUUCGCUCAUCGGUUUUUGUUGUUAGUGAAUUGCUCUCGCGUUCGGGAAUAUGGAUCCACCGCCUUUAUCCGAAUUGGAUCUCAAUUUCGAGCCGCAGACCCGUGCAAGGUCCAACACGUGGCCCUUGCCGCGACCUGAGAACUACGUCGAGGAUCCGCCAUCGAUCAAGUGCGAGGAAGUUGAUAACUACUAUCAGCUCGACAUUAAAAGCCCCAACGUGGUCGGAGGGCCUUCGAUCCCGGGGUUACCUGGUGGUCAGCUCAAGAAAAAUUCGAGCCGGCGAAACGCCUGGGGUAACUUGUCCUACGCCGACCUCAUAACGCAGGCGAUCAGUUCGACCCCCGAAAAAAGACUCACAUUGUCACAGAUUUACGAAUGGAUGGUGCAUAAUAUACCGUAUUUCAACGAUAAAGGAGAUAGCAACAGCUCUGCAGGAUGGAAGAAUUCGAUCCGGCACAACCUGUCGCUGCACGACCGGUUCAUGCGGGUGCAGAACGAGGGGACGGGGAAGUCCUCGUGGUGGAUGAUCAACCCCGGGGCGAAGCCGGGGAAGUCGGCGCGGAGGCGGGCCACCUCCAUGGAGACGUCCAAGUUCGAGAAGCGCCGCGGGCGGGUCAAGAAGAAGGUCGAGGCCCUCCGCAACGGCAUCGGCCCCGGCAUCGAGCCCACCCCCAGCCCCAGCUCCUCCGUCUCCGAAAGCCUCGACUUCUUCUCCUCCUCCUCACCCCUACAAGCUUUCCAGUUGAGUCCUGAUUUCAGGCCGCGGACAUCGUCGAACGCCUCCUCGUGCGGGCGGCUCUCCCCGAUCCCGUGCGAGACGGACUGGACGACGUACCGCAACGCGGAGCAGCUGGCCGGGAUCAUGGAGCAGGCGCGGCUGAGCCAGGAGCAGGAGCCCGGCUACAACAUGAACCAGGGCUACCAACCCGGGCCGCCGGGGACCCAGCACCAGCAGCCGCCACCCCCGUACCACCAGACCCCCCAGUACAGGCUCUUCUCCCAGUCGCAGCCGCAGCAGCAGCCGCAGCCCCAGUCGAUAGCCCAGCAGCCUCAGUCGAUAGCCCAGCAGCCCCAGUCGAUAGCCCAGCCGCAGUCCAUGCCUCAGUCCAUCCCGCAGCCCCAGCCCCAGCCUCAGAUUUGUCCCCUCCACCGUGUUCAGUCCUGCACCUGCAAUUGCAUUUCUACUCAGCAGCAGCAGCAGCAACAGAACGGGUUGGUGUACCCGCAGACGAUCUCGCCAAGCUACACGUGUCACUCGACGCACUCCUCGAGCCCGAGUCCUCCCGGGAGCGGGAUGAGCGGGGGCAGCGGGAUGAGCGGGGAGAUGACGUCGGUCAUGGGCUCCCUCAUGAGUGCCUUAAGCCCCUCGACGAUGGACGAUCUCAACCUCAACUUCGAGACGUUGCAGGGCAGCUUCGACUGCAACGACGUCGAGGAGAUGAUCAACAACUACGAGCUCAACCUCGGCGGCCGGCUCGACUUCAACUUCCCCACGCACGCCCAGUCCCAGCAACCCCCGCCCCCGCUGCCCCUCGUCUCCGACUGGCGGGGCGCCAAGUAGGACCAGCUUCCCCCUCCUGCCAAUAGGGGGCUUUGGACUGUCUGGGAGCACCAGUGAUUACCAAUCUGAUUGACACUUCUCUGAAACUCAGCGUCUUUCUACUUCAAAUUACUUAGUGUCACUCGAUGUAAAUGGAAGACUUUCAUCUCAGCCUUGCAGUACCGCCUAAUCUUUGCUCAAAAUUAUAGUAUUUGAUAAUCUCCAAUUCUCAAUCUACUUUUUACACCAACAAUAAAAGCUGUAGGGAAAAAUUAGGAAUAAAUUUUUUUGUUAACUGUAUUUUCUUACACAUUUUUAUUCACCUUAAUUUAAGAACUUCAGAGCUGACAGUAGAGAUAGGUUGCAAGAUGUUCCUAAUGUGUAAAGGUAAUGGCAAACAUGAUUAGAUAUGUAAAUAAGCAUCGUCUAUAAUUUCGAAAAUGAAUUGUCAUACCAAAUACUGCUAUUUUCACAUUUGAUAAGUAAUGUAACUCCCCUCAAUAGUUUCUUUCUACAGUGUGGAUAGAAACUGCUAGUUAAGAGGGAAUUUGAAACUGUGGAACGUAUUGGUGGUAUAUAUAAUUUGGCAAAUCAAAGUUAGUUUGCCUAUUUUUGAAAAAUUUCAGUCGUAAAUAUGCCUUUUGUUAGUUAAAAUUUGUGAUAAACGUUUCCAUUUUAUUUAUUUAUUUUUUUUGUUUCACAUUAUCAUGUGUCAGUUUUUUUUUUUUUAUCAUUUAUUUCCCAAGUGUAAAUGAUGGAAAAGAAACUAAUUCCCAAGGGCCAGUUCAAGUGUUGUAAAAAUCAGAGGAGGAGGAGGAUGUGAGCAUGAAUUAAUUUGAGAAGAAAUCUAUUUGAAGUAUCUAAUAAGCGAGCUUUUUAACCCAUAGAUCCUUGAAAACCAUUAAUAUGUAUUAAUUUUCGUUCCUCCUCAGUAAUAUGAUUUAUGGAAGAAUAAUAACAAUAGCUGCUGACUUUACGUUUUGCUAUCUUGUCAUAAUCAGGCGUAGAAAUGCCCAUAAAUAUUCAAAAUUAAAAACCAAUGGAUUAAUUUAAAAUUUCUUGAUUUCUCAAAAAUGUAGACCUUUUUCUCUGAUUUUUUCAACUAAAUCAUCGUCUAAAUUCCUUUCUAUUUUUCUGCAAAGCCGAGAUUAACUCAAAAUUACUCCUAUGGGUGCUCGUGUCUUGGUGGCCCUGAAAAGGGGUAAUUGGAGUUAUGCCUUUAGCCUGGAGGGGCGAGAAAAGAAGUUACUGUGGCGGUAGCCCAUCAUCACCCAGCAGUUUAUCUUGGGCUCACCCUUUAUUGGUUAUUGCAUCGAAUCAAAGGUCCAGGAGGUGCUGAUGAUACAGCCCCAUUGGGCAAGCGCGGCAGCCAAUGAGGUCUGAGCGCAAGAUGCACGGCUCCCAUUGAGUGGUGAUCAGCUACGGCUCCACUCUCUUGCCUUCUCCUUCUGCAUAUUUUCGUACGUUUACGGUUUCAGUUUUAUUGAUUAAGGUCAUACAUAGUUUAGGAAUGUCUUGAAGUAAGUAAUGUUGAACACUAAACCGUUUUGAGUGGAAUGCAUGCAUUACUUACUUGUUUCUGUCGUAAGCUAGUUUGCUUUGAGUUCUGAAUUCUUACCUCAGCCCUUAAAACAUGUAUACAAUUUUAAUUUACAACUUCUAAACCUCAAAGAUAAUUCAUCUUCAGACUUUGUGCUCCUAAUUUGCAGUGUAAAAGUUCAAACAGUUCAUCCUAUUCUCUCAUUAAGUUUUGAUUGUAGAUUUGUAUUAUAUUUUUCUUUUCAUUUCCUUAUUUCAUGGGUUUAAGUUGACAUGGUAGUACAUUAAAUUGUCAUGUGAUUAGUCAAUUUUAUUUUCAUUUAAUGCAUUCAUUUUCUCCAUGGAUUUUAUUUACUUUGUGCUUUACCAUCGACGAUGGUAUAAAUUUGAAUUUAAAAAAUUUACAUACCUUGUCGCAUUUUGUGAUGCAAACGAACCAAGUUUCCAUUCAGACAAGUUGACUUUGUUUUAAAGUACCUAUGAGCCGCAUAAAAUGGAAGUUGUCAAUCUUAGUGGAAUGAACUGAAUAGAACAGUCGAUGUGAAUAUUGUGAUGCUAUUGAGGAAUGGAAAAGAGAGGGAAAAGGAAAAAUAUAUUAUUUUUCUUUUCUCAAAGUUUUUAAAAGACAGAUUUUAAUUAAUUUGUAGGUAUAUCUUGCUGCUCAGCAAGUAAAUGCCCAAAGUCAUGUAUUUAGUCAAAUAUAAUAACUAAAUUUUGUUAAUUGCCAACUGAAGGUUCAUAAAUUUGAUUGUUUGUGUCUCAUAAUUUUAAUCAAGAGUGUUACAUUACCAAGAUUCAGGUAGUUUUGUGAUAAAUCUUUAAUUUUGUAUCUUUAUUUUAGAUGUACCAGUGCCAUAUAUUGUAAUUCAUUUUCAGUUAUUACCUGAUGUUUUCUUGAAAUCUCAUUCAAAUUCAGCCAUGAUUUUUUUCAGCCUUUUUGAAGAUAGUUCUAUACUGCGUACAAAUUUUGAUUUUCUAGAUUCAAUAGCAAACACAUGUCUUAUCCAAUAGAAACUCCUUUUCUAAAAAGGAUUUCACAGUCACUGGGCGCACAAUUAAAUAGGUACUGUUGAAUAAAGAUAUUUCUUAGUACCAUUCUAAAAUAUUUUUUUAUCAAUCCGUGGUUGUUUUCAUUUUAUUUUUGCUUCACUAUGUCUCAUUUUCUGUAAAUUGUAAGGCUAAAGUAGGCUAGUGCCUUUUUCUACUGUGUAGGUAGUCAACGUUUCUAGUUAUUCAUUUUUUAUUAGAUAGGUAACCAUAAUUUGUCUAGGUAAUCUGCCAUUCUGAAUUUGCUGACUCCGAAAAAGGGGGAAAAGGUGGUUAGGUAGCACACCUACAUAGUAGCAUUCAUUCAAUAAAUAAUAUUUUUAUGAUGCCUUUUUAAUUGCUCAGAAAACAGACUCUAAUGGUUUGAUGUUUUUUCGUAAGUUGAAAGCGUCUCUUAUCAUUUUUGCAUUCUAUUUGAUAAGCUUUGUGUGCUGUGAUGAUGAAAAGGAGAACAAGGAUGUCAGCUGCCGUCCCUCUUCCCCCAAUUAUUUAUAUGAUAAAUGACCUCUUUUUCCCUCUAUGAAUCUAUUCCCCUAGUAUUGUUCCUGCAGCCUACAACCAGAUUAGCUGACUCAAUGAGCUCUGUCUGAGAUUCUUAUCGGCUUCUCUGCUAAUCAAAGUGGCAUAAAUUUUGCUCUCAUUUAACCAAGAUACUUCUUUACAUGCUUCAGAAUUCUUUCAAAUUUUGAAUGCUUCCACUUCUUGAGUGUACACCAAACAUUUGUGUCUAGAUGGAAAGUAAAUUACAAGAUGUCACGUUAUUCACAGGGUUCGGCAUUGUCUUUUUUUUCGAAGCUUGAGUUAAACUUCAAGGAUGAGUGGGAAUAUGAGGGGGGGGGAGGGGGUAUCAACAGGCUUUUGUUCCCCUUUUCGUCGCCAAAUUUUUAAAUGAACAUAAUUGUCCAAACUCAGAGAAGUUAUCAAGGAUCAUGAUGAAGAUGAUGAAAAUUCACUCCAUAGGUGAUUUUUUUCAAUUCUUGAAAACUUUUCUGACCACGCCUAUGCCUUGUAGCUAAUAUUUAUUUUUCAGUUUUAGGUUUUUUAAUGGUAAUCUAUCGUACUUUUUUUUUUUUUUUUAUUUCUUAUUUUUUUUCUUCAGAUUAGCCAUCAGUCAAAACUGGUAUCUUUUUUGUUCAGAGAGCAAAAGUUUAAGAAUAGAUCAAAAGUGAUUGGUUAAAAACAUAUUUUUGAAGAAAGGGGAUAGAACUUGCAAAUAUUAUGUCAAAACAGUCAAAUUUCUUCAAAGAUUUAAGGUUAGUGUAUAAAAAGUCCAUGAGAACAGUCUUACAAGUGCUGAUAUUACUCUCUCAACAGAAUGCAGAAUUUAUUUCAGUUUUUAUUCCUGGAAUCAUCCAAUUGCUGUAUGUCAUCCUAGCAUUGAAAUAAAGUGUAAGGGAAGUCUAAAAUCGGAUUGAAUAGUUUAGUAUCCAAUUGAUGUAAGUGCCAAAAAUUGACAAAUCUUAAGUCUCCCCUAACCUUGAACUGCAGACUGUGCACGAGGGAUUUUAGCAUUUAUCCAAAAUUUAAAUUGUCAUUUCAUCAAUUAUGUAACGAAAUACGUACAUGACGGGCUGUAGAAAACAGAAUAAUAAGAAUAUAAUAAGGGAAAGGGUAGUAAGCCAUCUGUUUAACUAAUAGGUUCUUCUUACUGGAGGCUAUUUGUAGGUAUCCAUUUGUUAUGGCGUCAUCGCAGCUUAGCAGGUACCAAAUAUCGUGGAGCUAAAAAGACCUCUCUACACUGAGAGUUUUGAGAAAAAUGAAAUGAUUGUGUAGAAUGCCCAUUAGAAUGAAACCAAGAACAAUUUUGAAGAAAAAUGCAGUCAGAGCCAAUGCAAGUUGUAAUUACGCUGAAUUCUAUUAAGACACUGGCUAGAUGCUGUAAACAACUCAACUUCUUUUACCAAAAUCUGCCCAGAUAGUCAAUGAAAGUUGUAAUAUCAUCUAUGUAGGGCUUCAAACUCUUGAAAAUGCUAAUCAGGAAACAAAAGUAUCCAAGCCCAUCAUUCAAAGUUAAAUUUCAAAUCUAACUUAACACUGAUAUAUGACCAAGACAAAUAAGUUUAUUCGAACUUCUAUCGAUGGUUGUGUUCUUAAUUAAAGUCGUGUCUUACAAUCAGCAUGAAAAGGAACAUAAUUAGAAAAUUGAGCUUUUGAAAAAAGAAGGAGACAUUACUUUAGCAAGGAAAAGUGUUGUUAUGAUUUUUAAUUUCUAUUAUUACUUAUUUUAUAGUUUACUUUUGUUUACCUAUGCAUAAUGGUAUACUCUCUUCUCAAUUUUUUAUUUCUUAUUUAUUUAUUUUAAUUUUUUUCCUUUUUUUGUAGUUAUCAUUUUGUGCUCUUGUUACCUGCUAUUUUAGUCUCUUAUGUUGUUAUGUGAAGAUAUCUUUUCCAUUCAUCAAGAGUCUGUUUUACCUUCUUUGUCAAUUUUCCGUCAAUUUAUUUUAUUUUUUUUUAAGUUCAUUCAAAUGUUAGUAUUAUUCCUAAAGUGUAAAUAUAAGUGUAAGAAUAUCUACAUCUACAUGAGUGUAAAUGUGAGCUUGUAAAUAAGAUUUUAAAAUGUAGGGGCUUCAUUUUAGUUGCAUAACAAACAAAAAUGUUGAAUGUUGUAUUUUUCAGUACAAAGAUACAAACCAUUUUAAUUGUUUUAUCUUCAUUUUUCUGUUUUUCUGUAAAAAAAUAAAGUAAAAUAAAAUAAUAAUACGUAAUUAAAGAUCCAGAGUAAUUGCAUAAUUUGAGCUUGUGUAGACGGGCCUCAAUAGGCACCUAUCUCUUCAAGUGUUUCGUUUGUCAGUUUCUAUUAAUGUUUUUAUGGUUUAAAACUGUUGAUUUAAAUAUACUGUUUCAAAUUAUUUCA
Molecule: messenger RNA, 7471 nt
Organism: Bemisia tabaci
Lineage: Eukaryota; Metazoa; Arthropoda; Insecta; Hemiptera; Aleyrodidae
Source: RefSeq, a predicted model, not a curated record